AUGUCAACAUCUAACAGUAGCAUUCAAUGGCCGCACGUUCCAGGCGAUAAACGCCCAUUUUUCGGUCCAGAUCUGGUCCUUCAGGCACCUACGCCCUGGGCGGAUCCAUGGGAGCAAACUGACACCAACUCUCGCAAGCGACGCCGCGAUGAAGAUGAACAAGCAGCCACUCCACCACAGAUUGAGCCCGAGCCCUUGUUCAAACACCCUCACUUUACUUAUGCAUCAUAUCUUGCCGAACAAUCCCACCUUGCCCGCAAAGUCCGCGUAACACCCGCACUUCUUGCAAGCCAGAACUCUCAGCACUUUCGAAUUUCUGAAACCGGUGAUCAUUUCACAUCGUGGUUGUCAGAGAACCUGUACUGGCUCUGGGAAGAGUAUGUGGUUAGAGGAGUACACUGGCGACGCGCAAAGGAGACUGUUAGCAGCAAAGAAGUAGCAAGGCAUUGCAAGCAUGUUGACGCUGCACAGAGAGUAAAGCUCAUUUGGCUUAAGCAAGAUGCGCAAAGGAGAGCUUUGCCUGAGAACAACAACGAUGACGACGACGAUAAUGAUGACGAUCCAUCCGACUCGGGCGGCAAUAGUCAUAACGAAUCGUUCAAUCCGCAUGACGACAGCGGCAAUGAUAGCUCAAACGACUCGGGCUCUAACCACUACAAUGCACCACCAGCCCAAAUGCCCGUCCCACAGGUUCUUCCGCCACACCUUAUAUCAAGAGCUGUUCCAAGGCCUGCAAGAUCAACGAGACGUUCGACUGGUCCGCCCGGUGAAAGGCCAGUUGGACAGCCCAGCACUUAUUUGGGUGAACCAACGCAGACCUCAAAUGCAUUCGCAGGCUCCAUCAGGAAAGGUAGAUUUCCCACGUCUCCAGCUCAGUCUAGUACAUCUACUUCAACGCAUAUUGUGGGAAAACAUUCAGGAUCAAACCCGGCGCAGAUAGCGGUGCAGGAAGUACCAGUGGGUCAGCCUGCUCCAUCUGCGCCAUCAGCUCAGCCCGUACAAGGUUAUAGCGCUAGCUCUUCACAGCCAGCAACAGUGCCAACGGCUUUGGAGACGCGCGCGAUAGAGACUGCAAGGCCAGUAAUUGGUGUCGAAACAUCAAGCGAUGCGGGAUCAGAGACUGGGUCCGAGUCUUCAAUAAACGAGCCCGAUCCCGAGCCGUCAUCGUGGAGGAAUGUUUUCGGCAAUCCAGGUUUGUGGCUCAACCCAAGUCACGCGCAGAGUACUGGUUUGGGUAACAGUAUGUUGGCUAAGAAAAAGCCCACAACUAGCACUGCGCAGUCCCAUCCGGCGGACACACCAACGACGCGAGUCGCAGAGGAUGGCGCGAAUGGAACAGGAGAAUUUCUACCAGUUCGGACGGAAACGACUCAACCAGCCCAAACGGCAGCUUGGACAGGAUCAACUCAACCACCGCAGACUGAACCACGUCGGUCGGCUCGAGUCGAGCAAUUGCAGCAAGCGAGAACUGAAGCAUCGCAACCAGCUGCGCAGACAGAUCCAUCUCAACCACCAACUCAGACAGAAGCAACGCGUCCCACUGAAUCGCAACAGUCUCUCUCUGCUCAGUUACAGUCGCCUUCCAACCAACAGAAUGCCAUCGUACCCCAGCCUCUCCCAGGGCUGCAUCAGAUAGACAACAAUGAAGAUGAGCUAGCCAUACGCAAUAACGCACGAGUAAAACCCAGAGAAGAGGACUAUGAAAUGACUGGAGGUGCUGGCCCGAGCGGGACCGUGGACGAAUCUGGCAACAAGCCAGUGGCAACAGAGCAAGAAAAACAGGGCGCCGAACGACGCCGUGAGAACCUCCACCAGGAGCAGAUCAGAGCUGAGGGAUCAUGA
Messenger RNA from Parastagonospora nodorum SN15, 1842 nucleotides. RefSeq lists its product as hypothetical. The coding region runs from base 1 to 1842 and encodes 613 amino acids. The record is from RefSeq and is a predicted model, not a curated record. NCBI's taxonomy places the organism in Eukaryota, Fungi, Ascomycota, Dothideomycetes, Pleosporales, Phaeosphaeriaceae. The transcript is spliced from 2 exons.